CAUUGGGUGGCCCAUGAUCAGGAAGAUCCUCAACUUCCCGAGUUCUUGUUCCAUAUUCAGCACGCCGACUCGCAAGCUACGUACUCGGAUUCAGAGAUUAGCAUCAAAGCUGCGGAUACCGCCUUCGGGCUGUCAUCCGUGAGCGACGCGAGCGAAUUGCUGGGCCAUGCCAUACGUCGCCAAGACUGGACCAAUAGACGCCCCAGCCGCUUCAUUUCGACGUUUGAGGAUGCGGAACAGGCUCGUCAAUGGGGCUACCUGCGCAACGGGCCAGUUUAUAUGUAUAUCAUCAACCCCAGACUGUUGCCGCGAAGCGCUGGCAAGUGUGUGUUUUGGUUGUCAAAUAGUCCUUACGAGUAUUUGAUUCUUGACCAAAUUCCUCGUGAUGCUAUUGUCGCGAGCGAAAAGAUUAGACCUCGUACGUGUAUCAAACUCAUCACAUCUUCUUUCGUUCCGGGUCUAGCCAGCCAACUCAUCACGAACCAUGUGAACUGGGCGUGUAGAGUUCCUAGCUGCCUCAUUUCCACGUUUGGUAGCUUCGACCACGCCUAUAACUGGGGAAUGCAGAGGCACCGACCGGUUACCAUCCACCAAAUUGACACCAAUCAAAUGCACCCACAGGAGCCGAUCUUCAGAGCCUGUCAUUUCACGCCCAACUGUUUUGACAGCGAAUACCUGUUCCUUCACGACAUUGCUGGUUACAGCAUCACCCGCAGAUACUCACUUCCCGGUUCCACUCCAUCUAAUGGUAGGUAG
Messenger RNA from Neurospora tetrasperma FGSC 2508, 756 nucleotides. RefSeq lists its product as uncharacterized. The transcript is spliced from 2 exons. Lineage: Eukaryota; Fungi; Ascomycota; Sordariomycetes; Sordariales; Sordariaceae. The annotation marks the transcript as partial. The record is from RefSeq and is a predicted model, not a curated record.